GUGCAACACUUCCGUGAGCAGAGACGCACGCGUAGAGGUGAGGUGGACCCUAACGAUCUCUUCUCGCUGCCGCUAGACACGUCGUCUACGUCCAAGACACACGAACAACUGGCCACAGAGAAGGCGCAGAGGGCGCGCAAGCGUGCACUGUUUCUCAAGAAGCAGAAGGAUGAGGAGUUGGCGGCCACAAUCCAGUCCUUGCUGAAGAUAUCCGAACGAACAGAUGACGAAGAUCUCGCCAGAGAACGCUUUCAUUCGUUGCCCGACCCCCACAUCCGGUACACAGACCGGUGCGAGGCCACAAUGCUGUCCGUCUCCGUACUAUCAGUCGCUCCGGAGGAGGGGAGUGAUGACAGCAACAACGACUGCAAAGACGACCAGACAGAACCCGUAGAGCCAGAUGUGGUGGAUGAGAGUGUGAUGUUCUACAGCCUAAAGGCACCCACGCCACCCCCACCACGUGUGUGCCUAGCGAGCAACACGUGCACCAAUCCACGGAAGUAUACGACCGCACAGAACAACGUGCCCGUUUGUAGUCUCGCGUGUUAUAAGAUCGCCAUCUCGUAGGGUGACUUGGACGUGUAUUCGCAUCAAUAUUAAACGUUUAAAAAUAAACUAUAUCCGAAUUGAC
Molecule: messenger RNA, 631 nt
Organism: Sphaeroforma arctica JP610
Lineage: Eukaryota; Ichthyosporea; Ichthyophonida
Exons: 3
Biological process (GO): chromatin remodeling
Cellular component (GO): Ino80 complex
Source: RefSeq, a predicted model, not a curated record